AUGACCUCCAAACUGUGCAGCGAAUACAGCUGGCGAGGCUACUUGACUUCACAGGGAAUCGUUUCAGUGGAUGACGAGCUGCUCCUGGACGUUUUUCAGUCUUCCCUGCAUGGAGCCCCACUGCCAGCACCGUGGAGCAUGUGGCACGACAAGCAGAGCAGUUCCUUGUUCUUCACGAACACUUCCACUGGAGAGACCUCCUGGACCCAUCCCUUGAAUUCAUUACUUUUUGACUUGGCCUGUGUGGCUCAGAGAUUCUUGGCGUUGCCUUUUGCCAGCAGGGCCGAGCACCUGGCGGCGUUGAACCGAACAUGGGAAGCCGAGGCACGUGCAGAAAUCUUGAGGUGGAGGUCUGCCUACGACGAUGGCGCCGAGUACUUCUACAACGUGGAGACAAAGGCGGCUAUGUGGGAACGGCCGGUCGAUGCACUGCUCCCGGCCUUCUACCUCAAAAAGCAGUACCUGCGAAAUCUGAGUGCGCAUUGUAGCAACGCUCCGUCUCACAAGGAGAGGAGUGAAGUCGCAGACGGAGACCGGCAUGGUCAGGAAGGAUGCGGCGGAUACGGUUUACGACCAAGUGUUCCCCUGACCGCGCAGAGCCACAUUUCCGUGAGCUGGGAGAGCUAUCUAAGCAAGGAGAUCCUAAAGCUCCCUGACGAUGAGGAGCUUCUCCAAGUGUUUCAGGCCGUCCUCACAGGAGCUCCCCUGCCAGCACCAUGGAGUAUGUGGUGCGACAAGGGGGCUAAAGCUCUUUUCUUUACCAAUGCUGCAACUCGCGAGACAUCAUGGACCCAUCCCCUGCACGAUGUGUUCGUUUCUCUAGCAGAAGUUGGACGUCGAUUCUUCACUCUGCCGUUUGCCACCCGGGCCGAACAUCUUGUAGCAUUGAACAAAACAUGGGACACCGAAGCACGGGCAGAGAUCCUCAAAUGGCAGGCUGCAUAUGAUGAGCAGGACAGAGAGUAUUUCUUCAACGUGGAAACGAUGGCAGUGAUGUGGGAGAGACCAGCAGAAGCAGUGCUCCCCGCAUUCUACUUAAAGAAGCAAUUUCUCAAGAGACUGAGUCUCUGCAAACCUGCGCCUGUUGAGCGCAGGGGAAGCACAAGCAGAGAGCGGGAUCGAGACAGUCAGUCUACCAUGGCUUCCACCUCGAACUCUUCAAUCUCUUCGGUUUCAAGGAUGAGAAAGAGCAGGAGAAGCUCUCGAAAAGUAUCGAACCAUGCACUGUUCGACGACAAUUGGGAGUACUACUUGACCACGCAAGGCAUCGUGGACAUCCCAGGGGAGGAGAUGUUGUUGCUGACUUUUCAAAGUGUCUUGAAAAUUGCACCAUUGCCCGCCCCGUGGAGAAUAUGGAAUGACAGGGCCAACAGCCGCUUCUUCUUUGUGCAGAAGUCGACGGGAAUCACCUCAUGGCAGCAUCCCCUCAACUCUGUCUUAUUGGAGCUGGCAGCCGUUGCAAGGCACUACCUGGGUUUGCAUGAGCAAUCUAGGGCCGAUCACCUGGCCUUCUUGGGAAGUACAUGGGACGGUCAGGCAGAAUCUGAGAUCUCCAAAUGGAAAUCCGCACUAGAUGAGGAUGACAUGGAGUACUUCUUCAAUGUGGAGACCAGCGAGACCAUGUGGGAGCGUCCUGAGGAUGUUGUCCUCCCAGAGCUCUUCCUGAAGCGGCAGUUUCUUUCCAAGUUAUCCGUAGCAGCUGAGCCAAGCUCGGAACAGGGAGCACCGCAGAAACCCCAGCCACCCCAGCCACCACAGCCACCGGAGCCAGACGAGCAAUCACAAUCACCUCAGCCACCGCAGCCACCAGAACCACCACAAACACCGCAACCACCAGAACCGCCAGAGACGGUGACCAAGCCAAACGUUGACCUUCCCUUGAUCCAGCCCAUGCCUAAGGCUCCCGUGAAAGUGUUGAAGGUGCAGCCAGUUGGGCCAAAACCUGCACCUCCUCCAACGCCGAUGCCCAAGGCUCCAGUGGAGCUUCGGGUCCAAGCAAAGCCACCACUUCCGCCCGGAGCAAGCCAUUCACCUACCAGGGUCAAAAUAAAGUCGAUCUCGCCCAAACCAGCGCGGAUGGGCGAAGCCGUGAAAGUCUCCGUCGUGCGCAAGACUGCUCGAGCUCUGUCGAGGGACGAGGCACCAAAGGUCACGGUGAUCUCUCGCGACGCUGCCGUACACAAAGGACCUACUGUGACGGUGAGGACAAUGAAGGAACAAGCCUCCCCUGAACAUGAUGGCAAGCAGCUGCAAGUUGCCAAAGCCGCUGCGUCCGCAGCUUUUUCUGCCACAGCGGGGACAACUAUUGAGAGGCUUCAGGCUGCAGCCCAGGCAGCAUAUGAAGCAACUUCGACUGCAGCACCGGACGAACAUGCCUCUAACGUGCAGCAGGCACUGUACGAAGUCGUGCAACGGAUGCAAGUGCCUGCACCCGGUGGUGAGGCUUGCAACACCUUGGCGGAGAACGCUUAUUUCUUCGCAAGAAGCGUGCGCGAAGCUCUUGAAGGUUCUAGCGUGAAGCUGCCGAGCCCAGAUGGAUCUGCUGCUGCACUGGCAGCUGCAGCUGCACGCCGCUCCGGCUUGAGUGCCUCAUGGCAAGUGGAUGCUGCAAUCGCAGCAGCAUCGGGUCAAAGGUUCAGCGGGUCUUCAUCGCCGUCGUUUGCAGCAUCAUCUCAUUUGUUUGAUGUCAUCAAGCAGGUUGCAUCCGAGUCUGCUGCUGAGACAGAGACGAGGGAGGCGUGGUUGCAGAAGGCGGCUGAGAAGAUGACUCCGCUGCAGCAGAAAGACGUGUCGAACGUCCGCUCAUCAAAAGGCCAAGAACUCGCAGCAACACGUGACACUUGGAUAAUGAGCUCACCUGAGCAGGUGGACAGCUCUCCGUCAGGAACAGAGACAGCAUCUGUUCUUGGGCGGACUGGACGUCUUUCGCAGACAGGAUCUUCCAAAUUCGCAGAGUUUUGCAACUUCCGCGAUGUUCGGCGUGCAAUGGCAGAAGCAGAGAACUGCUUGGCCGCUUUUGAGGAGGAGAGAAAGAAUCAGCGCAAAGCGCUCAGGAGACGUUCGCGAAACAAGCUUCCCACUGACAUCCUGGAUGCAAUGGGUGAAGCUCAGCGGAUUCUCUCUGCCUUCGAUGAGGAGCGCCGGUUGCAGCUGCAGCAGCUUCGGGUGGAAAGAGCAAAAUCUCGUGCCAAUUUACCUUAA
Symbiodinium sp. CCMP2456 is the source of this 3201-nucleotide messenger RNA. The record is from the annotation of a GenBank genome assembly. Lineage: Eukaryota; Dinophyceae; Suessiales; Symbiodiniaceae.